UGGUGUGUCUUGGUGCUGUAAUCCUACUUUUGUGCUUAUAGUGUACUAUGUAGGCGAUGAAGUACCCAAGGCACCAGUUUCCAACUGACUUAUUAACUGGGUCAUUUAGAGUAGGGUUCCUUAAAAGUUAGUACUAGUAGUAAAGUAUUUCAGGUAAUUUUGGUAACUCACCAUGCAGCAUGUGAGUUUAGUAUAUCUAAUAAAAUGUAUCUUUUUUGUAGUUUCUUUUAAAAGUUGAGCUAUUAAAGUAUUUUUAAACGAUAAAAUCUAUUAGCCUACUACUUUGAAAUGUAUUACUAUGCAAUAACAUAAACUUGUUUGACUACCGGUAAUAAAUUUAAAAAAAUGAAAAAAAUAAUGUAAUCUUGUAUUAAUAUUAGUCUGUUUUAAAAGCUGUCAAUUGUUUUUAUUUUGUUAUCUUAUUUAAAAAAUGAUUUUAGGUUUAACUUUUGUUUGUAAAUAUAAAUAUAUUGAUAAACAUUUUUUAUGAAAUUUAUGAAGAUUUUAAAAGUUUGACACAUAAUAAGAAUAAUUUAAUUAACUGAAAAUUUCAAACAAAGAAAUUACCCAUUAGUCUCGCAUUUCUUUUGACAAUUAUUUGUAGAUCUAUAGCCAAGUAUUAAACAAUGAAAGCACGUCUCGUUUACCCCAGUCAUUUGCAGUGGGCCAUGGAGUAUUUGUUAUAUUGAAAAGCUGGGCAACUUUUUGUUACUGAAAUUAUUAAUUGUAUUCCAUGUAAUUUAGAAUGUUAUGUGAUCUGUGCAGGAAACAGAUCCUGUUUUUCCACUUCAAGGACAUUGUAGUCUUGAAUAAUUGUUGUUGGUAGGGUAGCUUUGUAAUGGGUAUGGGAAAGCUUAAGAAAUAAUACCGGAAUCAAACUGCAAAAAUGACAAAGCAAAACAAUUCUCCCAACGGAAUCGUCAACGGGAAAAUAAUGAAUAAUAAGCCUAUGACAGGACAGUCACCAAGGUCGCAUCUACCACCAGAAACAAGGAUUGUAUCUUCUCCGCUUAUAUCCAAGGGGAGAGGUCCAAGUGGAGUUGUGACGAUCAUUUCAUUGCGUGUGCAAGGCAUGGAAGAACUCUGGCACAAAUGCACUGAGGAAGCAAUCGCAAGCAUGUUGUCAGAAUACAGACAAGUGGUAACAAGGUGUUGUAAAGAUUUUCACGGAUUUGAGGUUUCAUCUCAUGAAGACCAGUUCUUGAUCGUGUUUCAAAACCCGUGGGAUGCCAUCAACUGCUGCCUGACCAUUCAAAGCGCGCUGGUUCAAAUCUCGUGGUCGAAUGAAGUAACAACAUGUCAGUACUUUUUCCGACUUGAAGACACUCGUGGUAUAGCUGGUAAAACUUUGUUAUUCCAUGGGCCUCGUGUACAAGUUGGCGUUUCAAGGGGAAAAGUGCGAUCCGAAUACGAAUAUGCAACAGGCAGCACGAGGUACAGCGGCAGUGAACUAGACAUCGCUGUCGGUAUCGCCCGCAUUGCAAAAGGUGGCCAGGUACUUGUAAAUACAACAGCGUGGACUGAGGUACAACGCCCCCAGCUAACCCCUUGUGUGCACAAUGAUACGGGAAGACAUAAAGUCGAAGCCAGUGAUAAAAGGCUUCGUUUAAUUGAGUUGUUACCUGCUGCACUCGCUGAAAGAUCAAAGCACUUCGGUACGUCAUGUAGUAAUUGCGGAGAUCGUAUACGACCCGACCAAGGAUAUAUUAAAGCUUUAGGGAGACAUUGGCAUUUGAAGCAUUUUCGAUGCUACCACUGCAACGUACCGCUUAUGGACUCAUAUAUUGUGAAAGACGGAAUGCCGUAUUGUCUGGACGACUUCUUCACAUUACAUGCGCGUACAUGCCACGGGUGUGAUACUAUUAUAACUGGCUCGUAUAUUGAAGCUAUGUCAAACUAUUGGCAUCCUGAUUGUUUCGUGUGUCAGAAAUGUCGACGCCCCCCGGAGGGAAACGAAAAUAUCUACGAGUUGAACGCUCUGCCAUUUUGUUUAAAGUGUUACCACGAAGUGGCAUCAUCAGUGAACAACGGUCGAAGCAAGUCGCAAAACAAAGUCUUACGAAGCACCGAGAUCACGAAACACCACACAGUGGUCAAAUCCUAAAUUUUCCAUCACCGGCAGGUGGAGCGCGCGAGUUGUAGACCACGGUGAAGGUGUUUUGUACGAGAAUAAUAUUUUUACCCUGCGAAAAUUAUGCUAAGCUUUAACUCAAACAUAUCUCAGGUUUACAAAUAGAGCAGCAUCUUCAAAGCCAUUUUUACCUUAAACUCGCUAUCCCACUUCGUCCCAGCCAUGUUUUAUUUGUGUAAGGGAUUUAAAUUCACGGUUCUUGACUAUGUUUUGUCUCCGAACCUACAGCACAGGAAUAUUACUAUUGUUCGGUUAAGGCGUAUAAAAACAAACCUUUUUUCCAAGUUUCUAAGGAUCUAAAUAAAACCCAAACUGUGAAAAAUAUUAAAUUUUUAAACUUUAAAUAACAAGUGUUCCGAAUUUUACAAAUUUUUACCAUAUUUUCUAAAUUUUUCUCGCACAGUGGUCAUUUUUCGCACAAUAUUUAUUUAUAUUCAUAUACAUUAUAUCUUCAUAAUCCGUCUAUUUCUGUAUUUUUCUUUUUAGUGACGUCAUCUACACAGUUUUUUCAUUAAUAUCUUGCAAGUUUCGUUAAACUGAGAUUUCUAAACCAGACCUCGACUAUUACACCCGUUUUAUCAUGAUUAUAAACUGUGAGAUUAUCCGCACUGUGUACCUUCCUAUAUGCUCAAGUCAUUCCUCAUUCACCAUUUUUAUACCUUCAUAGUAUAACGUGGGGUAAGAUGGGUACCAUUGGCACAUAAUAUCCUAAUCGUGUAUUUAACAGCUAACAACGCUCUUUUAAGAAUCGUAAGGCUGCGGUUGCAUAACUCUGUAAAUAUUCUUUACAACCAAAUUGGAGGAUAAAAAAUUAUGCACACAUGUACCAUCUUUCCCCAACUUACUAUAUUGGCGAACAUUUUAUUAGUUGUCCCGUGUCAAAAUUUAUGUUUUAUUUUCGAAACCGUCAAUACGAAAAAAUUGGAAGUCGAUGUCAAUAUUUUUUAGUUUUUUUUAAAAACGCCUCGCAGAUUAAUCGCAAUUGAGGUAGGUACACGUCCAAAUGCUAGACAUUUUUGCAAGCGAAAUGCAUUAUUAAAUUUCCCCAGCCAAACAA
This is a messenger RNA of Ciona intestinalis (vase tunicate), 3188 nucleotides long. NCBI's taxonomy places the organism in Eukaryota, Metazoa, Chordata, Ascidiacea, Phlebobranchia, Cionidae. The record is from RefSeq and is a predicted model, not a curated record.